ACAAUUUUCGAGUUUUUAUUUUUUUCGGAAACAUCAUUCAGUGGAUUUAAGUUUCUUUAAUUAAUCAGAUUAUUAAAUUUAAGUCGCAAUCGCUUUGAUCAAUUCAUUCGUCUCCGUAAGACCUUUCUUCUUCUUCUUCUUCAUCUAUGUUACAGAUGACAAUGGAUGCUGAUGUGAUGGAAACUGAGACCGUUGAUCAAGCCGUCUCUGCCUCUCCUCUCCAAUUUGCAAGAAGUUAUCAGGUUGAGGCUCUUGAUAAAGCUAUCAAUCAGAACACUAUUGUCUUCUUGGAGACUGGUUCUGGCAAGACCCUUAUUGCCAUUAUGCUUCUUCGUAACUAUGCCUACCUUUUUCGCAAGCCUUCACCCUCUUUCUCUGUCUUCUUGGUUCCUCAAGUUGUUCUUGUCACUCAGCAAGCAGAAGCACUGAAGAUGCAUACUGAUCUACAAGUUGGUAUGUAUUGGGGAGACAUGGGGGUUGACUUUUGGGAUUCUUCAACUUGGAAACAACAAGUCGACAAAUAUGAGGUUCUGGUGAUGACCCCUGCCAUUUUGCUCGACGCUUUGAGGCAUAGUUUUCUGAACUUCAGCAUGAUCAAGGUUCUAAUAGUUGAUGAAUGUCAUCAUGCUGGGGGAAAGCACCCCUAUGCUUGUAUCAUGAGGGAGUUUUAUCACAAACUGUUAAAUUCUGGAACUUCUGAUCUUCCGCGGAUAUUUGGGAUGACUGCAUCCCUUGUGAAAACAAAGGGUGAAAAUCUGGAUAGCUACUGGAAGAAGAUUCAUGAACUCGAAACCCUAAUGAAUUCAAAGGUCUAUACCUGUGAGAAUGAGUCUGUGCUGGCUGGGUUUGUCCCCUUCUCUACACCAAGGUUCAAGUAUUACCAGAACAUGGAAUUACCAAAUCUCAAACGAGCAAGCUGGGUAGAGAAGUUAGAAAAACUAACAAUGAAGCAUCGCUUAUCCCUUGCAACCUUGGAUCUCAAAUCCUCUACUGUUGAUUCUAUAGAGAAGAGACUGUCGAGGAUAGUUUCAACUCUAACAUAUUGUUUGAAUGAUCUCGGAAUUUUGCUGGCGCAGAAGGCUGCUCAGUCAUUGUCAGCCAGUCAGAAUGACUUUUUCUUGUGGGGCGAACUAAACAUGUUUAGCCUGACCUUGGUUAAAAAAUUCUGUUCUGAUGCUUCACAGGCGUUUUUGGCUGACAUACCUCAUGGUCGUGAUUGGACUGUUUCUAACAUUAAAGGAAAUGUGGAGGAAGGUCUCCUAACAUCAAAAACAGUCUGCCUCGUUGAGACUCUUCUUGGUUACAGCUCCUUGGAGAACAUACGGUGCAUCAUAUUUGUGGAUAGGGUGAUAACAGCCAUUGUACUGGAAUCCCUUUUGGCUGAGAUUCUUCCAAAUUGUAAUAACUGGAAAACCAAGUACGUUGCAGGAAAUAACUCUGGUCUGCAAAAUCAAACUCGGAAGAAGCAAAAUGAAAUUGUGGAAGAUUUCCGGAAAGGCUUGGUAAACAUCAUUGUAGCAACAUCUAUUCUAGAGGAGGGUCUAGAUGUUCAAAGUUGCAACCUGGUUAUCAGAUUUGACCCUGCAUCCAACAUUUGCAGUUUCAUACAGUCCCGUGGGCGUGCGAGGAUGCAAAAUUCAGAUUAUUUGAUGAUGGUGGAAAGCGGAGAUCUGUUAACACAAUCUCGGUUGAAGAAAUAUCUUUCUGGUGGGAAAAGAAUGCGUGAGGAGUCUUUGCAUCAUUCUCUUGUUCCCUGUCCACCUCUUCCAGAUGAUUCAGAUGAACUAUCCUUCCGCGUCGAAAGUACUGGCGCAACAGUAACUCUUAGCUCAAGCGUCAGCCUAAUAUAUCAUUACUGCUCAAGGCUCCCAUCAGAUGAGUACUUCAAACCAGCUCCUAGAUUCGAUAUAAACAAGGAUCUGGGGAUUUGCACCCUCUACCUUCCUAAGAGCUGCCCAGUAAAAGAAGUUAAAGCUCAAGCGAAUGGUAAAGUGUUAAAACAAAUUGUCUGUGUAGAAGCUUGCAUUCAACUGCACGAAGUCGGAGCUCUAAGUGAUCAUUUUGUGCCGGACAUGGUUGUGGCGGAAACUGUCGCACAAAAACUCGAGAAAAUCCACUAUAACACAGAACAGCCAUGUUACUUCCCCCCAGAGCUAGUCUCCCAGUUUUCAGCACAGCCGCAGACAACAUACCACUUCUACUUAAUAAGAAUGGAGCCAAACUCUCCAAGAAAAUUUCAUCUAAACGAUGUUUUGCUGGGCACUAGAGUUGAGCUUGAAGAUGACAUUGGGAACACAGGCUUCAGGUUGGAAGAUCAUAAGGGUACAAUAGCCGUGACAUUGAGUUAUGUGGGAGCGUUUCACCUAACACAAGAGGAGGUCCUUAUGUGUAGAAGAUUUCAGAUAACUCUUUUCCGAGUUCUUUUAGAUCACAGUGUGGAAAAUUUGAUGAAGGCUUUGGAUGGAUUGCAUCUUAGUGAUGGGGUAGCAGUUGAUUAUCUACUAGUUCCAUCCACUUAUUCUCAUGAAACAUCUCUUAUUGAUUGGGAGGUGAUCAGAUCCGUGAAUCUAACUUGUCAUAAAGCUUUGGAAAAACAUUUAAAAUGUUCUACCAAUGGUGCUUCUCGCGUGCUACAUACAAAAGACGGCUUGUUUUGUACUUGUGUCGUACAAAAUGCAUUGGUUUACACACCACAUAACGGAUAUGUCUACUGCACGAAUGGCAUUCUUAACAAUCUAAACGCGAAUUCGUUAUUGACGAAGAGAGAGACUGGCGAUAAGACUUAUAUUGAGUACUAUGAGAAACGGCAUGGGAUUCAGUUAAAAUUUUUGGAUGAACCGCUUCUAAAUGGAAGACACAUUUUCACGCUGCAUAAUUAUCUCCACAUGACCAAGAAGAAAAAGGAGAAAGAGCAUGACAGAGAGUUUGUCGAACUACCUCCUGAACUGUGUCAUAUCAUUUUGUCCCCAAUAUCAGUUGAUAUGAUCUAUUCAUAUACUUUCAUCCCAUCUGUUAUGCAACGCAUUGAAUCUUUGCUUAUAGCAUACAACCUAAAGAAGAGCAUCCCAAAAGUCAAUAUUCCAACAAUCAAGGUUCUGGAAGCUAUAACGACAAAAAAGUGCCAAGAUCAGUUUCACCUGGAAUCACUAGAAACUCUUGGUGACUCAUUUCUGAAAUAUGCUGUUUGUCAGCAACUAUUCCAACACUGUCGUACUCACCAUGAGGGUCUUCUUAGCACGAAGAAAGAUGGAAUGAUUUCAAAUGUUAUGCUCUGCAAACUUGGUUGUGAGCAGAAACUUCAGGGAUUUAUCCGCAAUGAGUGUUUUGAACCUAAAGGUUGGAUGGUUCCUGGUCAAUCAUCUGCAGCUUAUACUCUUGUUAAUGAUACCCUACCUGAGUUUAGAAACAUAUACGUUACUAGUAGGAGGAAUUUGAAACGCAAGAGUGUGGCUGAUGUUGUAGAAUCACUAAUUGGGGCAUAUCUCAGCGAGGGAGGUGAACUUGCAGCUUUGUUGUUCAUGAAUUGGGUGGGUAUAACGAUCGAUUUCACAACUACGAAGAUGGAACGAGAGUCCCCAAUACAAGCAGAGAAGCUUGUGAAUGUUGGUUAUAUGGAGUCGUUGUUGAAAUACAAAUUUGAGGACAAGUCUCUUCUAGUUGAAGCAUUGACUCAUGGUUCAUACAUGAUUCCUGAAAUUCCACGAUGCUAUCAGCGGUUGGAGUUUCUCGGUGACUCGGUGUUGGAUUAUCUCAUAACCAAACAUCUUUACGACAAAUAUCCUUGUAUGACUCCUGGACUGCUAACCGACAUGCGAUCAGCUUCUGUUAACAAUGAAUGUUAUGCUCAAGUGGCGGUGAAAGCAAACCUGCACAAACACAUCCUGCAUGCAUCUCAUGAUCUCCACAAGCACAUCUCUAGAACAGUCAGUGAGUUUGAACGGUCGUCUUUGCAAUCCACUUUCGGAUGGGAAUCCGAUGUAUCUUUUCCUAAGGUCCUUGGAGAUGUGAUAGAAUCUUUAGCAGGCGCCAUAUUUGUAGACUCAGGUUACAACAAGAGUGUAGUGUUUGCGAGCAUUAAACCACUAUUAGGUUGUAUGAUAACUCCAGAGACCGUCAAGUUGCAUCCUGUGAGAGAGUUGACAGAAUUAUGCCAGAAAGCGCAGUUUGAGUUGAGCACAGCGAAAGGUUUCAAAAAUGGUGAAGCUUAUUUCACGGUUGAAGUGAAAGCUAAGGAAAUGAGUUUUGCUCACACAUCAAAGGCCUCUGAUAAGAAAUUGGCCAAGAAAAUGGCUUACAAACAAGUCUUGAAUUCACUUACAGAGUCUCUUCUUGCCUCCUAGAUUUCUUUCUCUUGUGGAACUGAAUUAGAGCUUAGACUCUCUAUUGGCUAUUAAUAAUAGUUAUCGUCAUUAUUAUUUUUUUUGGUUAAUCAUAAUUUGAGCAAAAACAGUGUGUAGGGUUUUAACCAUAACAUAUAUAAAACGGUAGGCCAAUAAACGAAGCAAUCAAUCUCGUGUUGAAGCAAACCCUAAAUUGGAGGGGAGACAGAGGAGGAAGGGUGAGGAUAGCACAAUCAACAAUAAUGUCGAUGCUUUUGGUGAAGAAAAGAAUGUCGAAAGUAGCCGGUGUCAGAGAAUCGUGGAUACGAAGAGGAGUUCGCUUGUUGAUGACGGAAACGACGUCAUCAUCUUUGUCACCAUCUCCAUAUAUGCUACUCCCACUUGAUGGUAUCAGAGACGCUCCCGCCCGUCCCCGCGCUACCAGAGGAGACAAAAUAGCCAAUAUCAACUUGUACGACCCAGUGAAUCAGAAACGAGUGACGAUAGCAGACCAGAGGAUCCCUGAAAGCAUCUACCGUUCACGCAACAUCGAAUCUUCUCGUGGCUGGAUGAUCAGAAUGAACAACGAUGAUCUAACCGUACAUCUCACCAACAUGUAUCGUGGCCGUCAAGUUCUAGGCAGACAUGGUCUCCUGCUUUACAACCGGUGACUCCCGAUGGCGCCACGAGCUGUCUAUUUCCACCCGAUCCAAGGAAUCAUUCGUUUUCUACUCCAAUAAAGAUUCCACCUUUUAUCUCACGCCUCCCACUGAUGCAUUCUUCCGCAAGGACGGUAGGAGUAUGGCCGAACCUAGCUUCCCCUUCCUAGCUUAUUUCCGUCAACGCAGACCCUUAAAGCAUCCAGAGAUGGGAGAGUAUGAAUUCGAGCUUCUGAGAAGGUGCACUCGGACCAAAUACUUGGUGGAGUCACCCUCUGGCGAUGUAUUCAUCAUUGUCUAUUAUGCUUUGCGAACCUAUAAGGGGAAACCCGUCUUCCAUUGGGAGACGCGAGGCUUGGAAUUGGAUCGUCUGGAGGUGAAAACCGGGAGAAGGUGGUUUAUGUUGUACAUGCAUGAUCCAACCACAAGGGAGGACACUUAUGUCCAAGAAAACAUUGCAAGCAUGUAUCCCGGACUUAAGCCCAACUCCAUCUACUUCAUUGAUUGGAAUCAGCUUUUUCUCUACGACAUUGCCGACCAGACCUUCUCAAGACUCCCUCAUGACGGACUAGGAUAAUAAAACACUGGCAGGUUAUAUGUGUGACCUGUGUUUUAAAUGGCGAGAGGCAAGGUGAGGCGACAGAGGGUAGGUUUGGCGCCCUGUGCCUAGGCGAGAUUCGCCCCACGCCUUUGGUGUAUGAGGCGCAACUGCAAAAAACAGACAUAAGGCGCUAAGCGAGAUGAGGCGGGCUCCAUGGCAAGGCAUCCCGAAGCGAGCGCCUUUGGUCUACCGCCUGGCCUCAUCUACUAGAGGCGCUACACCCUUAUAAUCACCUCGUCUCUCGCCCAGGCGACGCUUUUUUAAACACAGUGUGUGACACAAUUUCUAUCUAGCUAGCUCCUUGUGCUUAAUUAGAAUUGUGCUUGUUGUUUCUUUCAUCAUUAAAAAUUUAUCUAGUUCAUUUUGUGUUA
Molecule: messenger RNA, 5950 nt
Organism: Camelina sativa (false flax)
Lineage: Eukaryota; Viridiplantae; Streptophyta; Magnoliopsida; Brassicales; Brassicaceae
Product: endoribonuclease Dicer homolog 2
Biological process (GO): siRNA processing
Cellular component (GO): nucleus; cytoplasm
Molecular function (GO): ATP binding; ribonuclease III activity; RNA binding
Source: RefSeq, a predicted model, not a curated record